AUAAAAUAUCCCUUUUAUAGUUAUAGGUAUUUUAAAAAACUACAACUUGCAAUAAUAUUUGAAAUAUUAGAAAUAAUUUUGUUGAUUUAUUUUUCUAAUCAUAUAUUAAACUCACUCUAUUUACAUUAUUUUCGGCCGCGUUUUAUAAGUUAGUAUGAACGGACGAGGUGAUCAUUUAUCGGAAAUGUUGGAAGUGUACGUGUGCACCAAACUUUCAGAACCCGAAAUAAAUUCUAGACGAUACAGAAGAGGAAUGACGAUCGGUGACCUGAAGAAUAAACUGGAAAUGGUUACUGGUCGGUCGGCCGCUACGAUGUUGCUGUCGGUUUAUGACAAAGAAAAUUUGGUAACCAAAAUGGACGAUGAUGAUUCACAACUGGGUUCGUAUCCUGUUGAAAACGGCAUGUUCUUAGUGGUUGACGAUCCGGCUUUCGAAGAGUCCAAUGAUGUGUUUGAUGGCUAUAAAAUGACUGAAGAAGAAUAUAAUGCUAAACAAGUAGGUGCACUUUUUGCACUAUUCAAUUAUUGAAUAAGUACCCAGUCUUAGUAAUUUUUGUCUAAUAUUUAACUUGAUAUUUUUUUCAGGAAACGUUAAAGAGUUUUUUGAAAAUGAACAAGUUGGGUAAAUACAAUCCGGAUUACCUUAAAAAACAAGAACAAGAAAAUCUAGAAAAAGAACAACAAGAAAAUAUCGAAAAAGAACUCAUCAACAAGAUGAAAAUUGGUCAGAGGUGUUGUAUCCGUUUACCAAACAAACCUACCCAAUUUGGUACUGUCAUGUAUACAGGACGUUUAGAUGAUAAAAAUGGUUAUUGGGUUGGUGUGAAAUAUGAUGAACCAUACGGCAAACACGAUGGCUCAUUAAAUGGAAAACGUUAUUUUGAAACUCUUCCUAAAUAUGGAUCUUUUGUUACACCUUCGGCGAUUGAAAUUGGUGAUUUCCCAAUCAUUGACGACGAACUCUAAGCAUUCCUUGUUAUAAAUUAUUAUUAUCGUUCUCAUUGUUUCCUAAUACUGAUGAAUUAGCACUAAUAAAAACUUCUUAAUAUACCUACUUUUUUCGUAUUUUUAAUAUUUUAAUAAUAUAGUUUAACAGCACUUCUUAAUUAAUAUAUCAUUUAAAUUUUUUUAUAAUCUACUAUUAAUCAAUUAAUUUUUUUCACAAUUAUUAUUUUGUUAAGUAUAGUAAUUUUUGUAAUAAUUAAUGUUUAGUUUAAUUAUAUUACUGUGAUAUUCAUAUACUUCCGAGUGUAAUGUUAACAUAAUAAGUUAGACAUAUUUUGCUUGUUUACUAUAAUUUUAAAGUAAAUUAUAUUUUUAAAAAGAUGCUCACAAAACCACAACAAAUAUUGAAUUAUUGUAGUGUUACAUAUUUUGAACACAAAUUAUAAAAUCUAUUGUGGAUUAAUAAACUAUAUUAUAUUUUUAUUAUACACCA
This is a messenger RNA of Cinara cedri, 1438 nucleotides long. NCBI's taxonomy places the organism in Eukaryota, Metazoa, Arthropoda, Insecta, Hemiptera, Aphididae. The record is from the annotation of a GenBank genome assembly.